Magnolia sinica is the source of this 2155-nucleotide messenger RNA. RefSeq names its product polygalacturonase-like. Lineage: Eukaryota; Viridiplantae; Streptophyta; Magnoliopsida; Magnoliales; Magnoliaceae. The record is from RefSeq and is a predicted model, not a curated record. The transcript is spliced from 9 exons. Gene Ontology annotation, molecular function: polygalacturonase activity. The coding region runs from base 383 to 1729 and encodes 448 amino acids. Gene Ontology annotation, biological process: anther dehiscence; pectin catabolic process; fruit dehiscence.
CACCUGGAAGGUUUCAUGCAACGGUGGAGGGAAAGAGCUCGGCGACUUCUGAAGAGAUCCUUCCGUCUCAUUUUCUUGCGUCGACCGGAGAAACAACACCAAGCCGCCAUGGAUUCAUGGAUUGAGUAGAAACGACUCUCUCUCUCUCUCUCUCUCACUCUCUCUUUCUCAACAAAUAUAGCUUAAUAAGCCACCUCCUCUUCUAUAUAUACAAGCGAACUCAUCAUGAAAUGGGAACACCACCAUAUCUCUAAAAUCAUCAAGCACCCAUCACAUAUCCCACAUUCUGUUUGUUACAAGAUCAGAAAAAGAAAAAAAAAAAAAUCACGUUGGCUGCGUGAGAGAGAGAGAGAGAGAGAGAGAGAGAGAGAGAGAGAGAGGCAUGGGUUUCCAAAGACAGUUAGUUCCAAUCAUCAUGCUAUGGUUUUGUUAUUCUUCCUGUUAUUGCAACUUGCUAGAGGACCCACUCUCAGCUUUCAAUCACGGGGAGGGGCCCUAUGACUAUUUCGACAAAAUCAACAAAUUGGGCCAAAUGUCAACUACCAUCCGUUUCGGACGGUCGAUCUUGAGUUCCUUGAAGUUUGAUCACAUGGCUAGUCCUAAAUCUUCAGCCACCGUAGUAAAUGUGAAUGAUUUUGGAGCCAAGGCUGAUGGAACAGAUGACACAAAGGCAUUUGAGAAGGCCUGGACCAAGGCUUGCUCAUCAGCUCCUUCUGUUCUUGUGGUGCCCGCAAACAAGAACUACCUUCUCAAACCAAUCACCUUUUCAGGCCCUUGCAGAUCUUCCAUUACAGUGCUGAUCCUUGGAACCAUUGAAGCUCCUUCCCAUCCAUCGGCUUGGGACGGAUUAGACCAAAAGCAUUGGCUUAGUUUUCAGAAUGUUCAAAAUCUUAAAGUUCAAGGUGGUGGGACCAUUAAUGGAAAUGGAGAGGUGUGGUGGAAGAACUCUUGUAAAAUCAACAAAGCUCUUCCUUGCAAAGACGCGCCAACGGCCUUAACCUUUUAUUCAUGCAACAACUUGAUAGUGAAUGACCUGAAGAUCAAAGACAGCCAACAAAUACAAGUUUCUUUUGAGAGAUGUGUCAAUGUACUUGCUUUCAAUCUCAUGAUAACUGCACCAGAGACAAGCCCUAACACCGACGGCAUUCACAUCACAAAGACCCAAAAUAUUCAGAUCAUGAAUUCUGUCAUCAGAACUGGUGAUGAUUGCAUCUCAAUUGAAAGUGAGUCUCACGUUGUCAAAGUUAUGAAUAUAACCUGUGGGCCAGGCCAUGGGAUCAGUAUCGGCAGUUUAGGAGAUAAAAAGUCAGAAGCCCACGUAUCACAAGUGAUAGUGGAUGGAGCCACCUUGUUCGGAACAACCAAUGGAGUCAGGAUCAAAACCUGGCAGGGAGGAUCUGGAAGUGCAACCAACAUCACAUUCCAAAACAUUGCAAUGCACAAUGUCAGAAGCCCCAUCAUCAUAGACCAAAACUACUGUGACUCCAAGUACACUUGCCCAGAAAAGGGAUCGGCUGUGCAAGUGAGUGAUGUGGUCUACAAGAAUAUCACAGGAACAAGUGCCUCAAAUGAGGCCAUGACAUUUGAUUGUAGCCAGAGCUCUCCAUGCAAUGGAAUAGUGUUACAAGGCAUUAAUCUUGUAGGAGAUGCGGGGAAAAUAACAAGCAGAUCAUGCAAGAAUGUUAGGGGGUCCACCAUUGGGAAGGUUGUCCCACCUUCUUGCUUCUAGAAGAGAUAAGAAUACAUUUGUUAUGUGGGAAAUGAACUGUUUGCACACAUAUCUCCAACCUUCCAAAGAUAGCCAUGGAUCUGAACUGGCAUUUAAAAAUGGAAACUUGAAACUCCCAUUCUGAAAUGCAUUUAGGGAUUCCUGCUAACCAUCUUUGGAUGGCGGGGACGUGCGCAUGCUAGCUUCCCCAUUGCACACGUAGGGUCCUUGUGUGCACAUUGGUUAUGGGGUGGUGUGAUUUUGUUUAUUUUAUUUUAUUUUGGAAGAUGAUAGAAAUGUGUAAAAACAAAUGAUGGAAGAUGGUUUCUCAUUAUUCUUUGUAGAAAGUGAUGGAAAAUUAUUCUUUAUUUUAUUGUUCAUGGAUUUGAAAUAAACUUGUUCUGUGUACUAUUCUUUUAUUCAAAUAAAGGGUCUUAUUUGUUGUUA